This is a messenger RNA of Lactuca sativa (garden lettuce), 702 nucleotides long. The record is from RefSeq and is a predicted model, not a curated record. Lineage: Eukaryota; Viridiplantae; Streptophyta; Magnoliopsida; Asterales; Asteraceae.
AUGGAGAGCGUUCAUAAAUCUUUUCUUCUAAUUGUAGCAAUCUUUUUGAUUGUGUUCCAGAGUACAACAACUACAACACAAGGUACAAGAGAACUUCUGGAAAAGAAAGAAGUCCACGAUGAGCACAUCAGGGUAGCUGUUAAAGACCAAAAAGGGGGACUUGUGACAGGACAUGAAGACGGAAAAUAUGGUGGAGGAUAUGGGCAUGGUUAUGGUAGUGGUUCUGGAGGUGGUGGUGGUGGUGGCGGUGGUGGAGGUGGUGGUUCUAGAGGACGAGGAGAUGACAGACAUGGAAAAGGUGGUGAAGAUGGAUGGGAUGAUGGACAUGGAGGUAGAGGAGAUGAUGGCGGUCAUGGAGGUGGAGGGGAUGAUGGGCAUGGAAAAGAUCAUGGUGGAGAUGGUGGUCAUGAUGGCAGAUAUGGUGGAGAUGGAGGAGGAUAUGGUGGUGAUAGAGGGUAUGGGGGCAGACAGGGAAAAGAUAAAGGAUAUGGAAGAGGUUAUGGCGGCAGACCAAUAUACCCAUAUCCAUACAACGGCGGUUAUUGGCAAGGCGGCGGUUAUUGGCCGGGUGGUGGGUACCAGCCAUGGAUUGAUGGGUCGCCAUUUUACAAUGGUUGGGGUCGGUGGAGGGGUGUUCCUCCUCCAUGGUGGAACAACGGGUAUGGUGGCUACGGGAACAAGAAAGAAAAACGUAUCAUGUAG